Molecule: messenger RNA, 1489 nt
Organism: Halichondria panicea
Lineage: Eukaryota; Metazoa; Porifera; Demospongiae; Suberitida; Halichondriidae
Product: sorting nexin-6-like
Exons: 12
Coding region: 48-1355 (435 amino acids)
Molecular function (GO): phosphatidylinositol binding
Source: RefSeq, a predicted model, not a curated record
UCAACCCCAGGGGGGGGCGUGGUGGAGGAUUGUCACAAGUGUCAAAGAUGGAUGACCUUUUUGACAACAGUCCUUUCUCUAAGCAAGAGGAGCCUGCAGAGACACAGAGUGAUCCACCUGCCUCUCUGGAUGUGGAGCAAGAUGAUGUGUCCUUUGGAUUUCCACCUACUGGGGCUGACGCAAUACCUGGGAACAGUGCACCAUUGAAGUAUAAUGCACAAGCUGAUACUACUGCUGAUGAUGAUGAUGAUGAUGGACCUGCAGCAAGUGAGCCAACUACCCCCCACGAUGAUAUAAAGGUGUCUGUGAAGAGCUAUGAGGCUACUGCAGAUGACUUCAUAUUCAAUGUGGAAGUUGAGGUGAAUGGUCAGACAAAGACAGUGCAGCGUUCAUACAAGGACCUUCAAUGGCUUCACAGGAACCUCUCUCGAAAAAUGGAGCUCGGAGGAUACAUUCUGCCUCCUCUACCAGCCCCUCCCCCUUCUGUGAAAUCAGUUGAUCCCAAAAUGGUGAUUUUAGGAGAUGAUUCACAGGCUAUGUUUGGUGAUGUCACAAGACUACCUUGCAUCGAAGUGGAACAAUUUAUGCAAACACUGGCUGAUCACAGAUUUUUUUCUGAGAAUGACACUGUACACACCUAUGUGGCCAAUCAUGAGGUUUCCGAGAGGGACAAGUUGGGAACAGGCACUCUGUGGAAUGCAUUCACUGGGAUAGUCUCAGAGUUUCAGUUGAGUAAAAUUGAGGAUACAGAGGAGGACUUCCACAGGUUCCUGGAGUACGUGACUGACCUAGCCCCUCUGUUGAAGGAGUGUGCUCAGAAUCACUCCAAACUAGUCAGCUCUAAAAACAGUUUGGCCUGCUCCCAGGUGUUCAUUGCAGGUAUGCUUAAGGAGCACUCCACUUUUGAAACGUUUCGAAACAAAGUAUGCUCCAGCACCUUCCAGAGACUAGGAGAGGGUCUGGAUGAGGAGAAGCAAUCUCUGCACUCAAAAUCGCUGGACAGCAGGCACACCAUUGGUAUGACCUUCGACCUCUACCACCGCUACUCACUUCAAGCAAAGGAAAUGCUGUACAGAAGGUUGUCAAAGCUUCAGAAACUCCUGACAUGCACAAGCAAGCUGGGCAAGGCCAAACCUGAAAAGAAAGCUGAAGCAGAAGAUGCGAGAGAAGCAGCUCAGAAAGAUCUCCAGGAUAUCACUGAAACGGCACGAAAAGAGAUUGAAUUGUUCAAGCAAAAGUAUGCAGAGUUUUUUGGAAGCAAUAUGAUUGGCUACGUUGAGUCUCAGCUGGCCCACUCUAAACGAGCUCAUGAGAACCUGACUGCUAUUCGAGACCAACUACUAGAAGGCAACUGAAUAGCUAGCUAGCAACGUUUAAGUGUUUUUAUGUACACACAACUUUUUUAACGAGUUAUUAGAUUGAAUUCCAUAUCUUUGUGUGGGAGGAAGACAUUUUUGCUGAUGAGAAACAGGCGGGAGUAAUAUCAAAA